Molecule: messenger RNA, 682 nt
Organism: Scomber scombrus (Atlantic mackerel)
Lineage: Eukaryota; Metazoa; Chordata; Actinopteri; Scombriformes; Scombridae
Product: phospholipase A and acyltransferase 4-like
Exons: 4
Coding region: 129-659 (176 amino acids)
Biological process (GO): N-acylphosphatidylethanolamine metabolic process
Cellular component (GO): cytoplasm
Molecular function (GO): glycerophospholipid phospholipase A1 activity; A2-type glycerophospholipase activity
Source: RefSeq, a predicted model, not a curated record
UGUUUGUCACCUUUCGUUGUUGUGAGCACUUUUGCUUCCCAAACGUAGACUCCCGUAAGUUUCGAUUCCAGCAGCAAUAAAUAGGCUGCAACUCACCUCUGUUGUUCAGUAGAUGCAGAGCUGAAGACAUGGCGCCCACACUGUUUGACGAUGAGGUAAAGCCAGGGGACCUGAUUGAAAUUUUCCGGAACUCAUUCCAGCACUGGGCUAUCUACAUCGGAGGAAAUGAAGUUGUUCAUUUAAUUCCUCCAAACGCAGAUAAUUAUUCAUCACCUUUCGCUAACCUAGCGGUUUGCCUGGACAGCACCGUAGCGGAGGUGAGGCGUCAGAAGAUAUGGGACGUGGUUAAAUCUGACAGUUACGAGGUCAACAACCUCAUGGAUGACGAGUACGAGCCUCGUGACCGCCGCACCAUCGUGAGGGAAGCGUGCAGGAUGGUGGGUGAGCAUCUGCCCUACAACGUGGUCAAUCACAACUGUGAGCAUUUCGUCACGGAGCUACGAUACGGCAAGUCAGAGUCUCGUCAGGUUAAAACAGCGGCUGCGGUGGCUGGCGUCGCUGCAGUAGGCGUAGGUGUAGCCGCCUUCGCAAUGUUGGGUGCUGCUCUGUUUUCAUCGCUCAAAGACGAGAAGAGAAGAAGACAUUAUGAUGAUGACUGACGGCAACAUUUUCUACGUUUAUA